Molecule: messenger RNA, 3024 nt
Organism: Penicillium maclennaniae
Lineage: Eukaryota; Fungi; Ascomycota; Eurotiomycetes; Eurotiales; Aspergillaceae
Exons: 1
Coding region: 1-3024 (1007 amino acids)
Molecular function (GO): protein binding
Source: RefSeq, a predicted model, not a curated record
AUGGACGGUCAGUCCAGGACCGCAGCUCGUCCUGCGAGUGGUCUCCCGCGCCCGACUUCGAGACUACCUCUGCCGAUCUCAACAGCAUCAAGAACUCUCCGGCCAUCACCAUCUCGAGACCGGCUGCAGGCGGAUCCUGGUUUGGACCAUAGCCGGCUGCGAAGACCGUCACGCGAAUCCCUUCUCAAGAAGCCCGCUCCACGCUAUUCAACCCCGACGAAAGUCAUCCGCGAAGACCUGCUCACGCAAGUUGAGCUCGAAAGACAAGUGAGCAAAAUAAAAAUCUCAGACGACGUGACUACCGGGGAGGAAGAAGAUGACGACGAAGCCCGUGGUCGUUCUCUGUCGGAUCGGACAAUCGAGACACUUUCGAGUAUUCCUCCCUCACCGGCUUCCAUGAGACAGUCAAGCUUCUUCAAUGGCACCAGUCCAAUUCGUUCUCCGUCAAGGACACCAUCAAAUGUGUCCUCUUAUUCGCGAUCGCCGUCACAGUCAUCCUCUGGACGGACCGGCGACGUCUUAGCCCAGCCUGUCCCCAAACUUCGCUUUCCAUCCCAAUCUCACAUGUCGGCAGCAUCUGCUUCGUCUUUGCCGACGAACCACAUUUCGGAUACUAGUGAACCCCGCACGAGACUCAAGUUGCCGUCGUCGAGACAAAGUAUUGCGGUUGUAACUGGUGGCUUCGACAACAGUGUUACGCCGAAAAAGACGAUCCCGGGCAGAACAAGCAUGCUCAAAGCGCCCACUCAAGCUUCGCCCGCUCGUUCUUUCCCAGGGAAAAUGUUGUCAAAACCCACGCUGUCAGACAUGGGACCUCCAGAGCGACCACUCCAAGUACACAAGACGAGAAAACCUCGGACAGACUCACCAUCAGCAGCAAGAUCUCCCUCAGCAGCUCCACGAAGCUCCUCACGAUAUGUAUCGGCUGCAUCCAUACAGGUUGAACUUACCCCAGAACAACAAGCGGAAAGUGAAACGAGGAAAGUUUCCAAGUCAUCGAACGCUCUUCGCGACACCAUUGCCAAGGCAAAGGCUGCGCGAAAGGCAGCGGUCUCGAAAGAAAAGUCAGAGGCAGCACCUCAUAAGAUGGCUGUUGCACCGUUGGACAGUAUCGAUACCGAAGAUCCCUUCAAUCAGUUUUCCGAUGGCUCAGACACUUCUGUGCUUAAGAAACGCGUGGAGAGCGCACGGAAAUCGGGUAUUUUGAAUAUUGCAGCUCUUUCUUUGAAGGAAAUCCCGAGAGAGGUGAUCGAUAUGUAUGUAUUCGAUCCCGAUGCAGAAAAUUGGUUUGAAAACGUAGAUCUGGUCAAAUUCAUCGCUGCGGACAACGAGCUACAAGAGGUGGCGGAUGCCACUUUCCCUGACAUCGAUCUGAUGGACCUCGAUCCGGAGAGCGAGGAGCGGGGCCCUCAAUUUGGUGCUCUGGAAUCCCUGGACCUUCAUGGAAACCUGCUAAAGUCUAUCCCAAUGGGAAUUCGACGACUACACCAGCUUCGCUUCUUGAACCUGUCCAACAAUGCCAUGAGUAUGGACAAGCUUCACGUCAUUUUGGAGAUACCAUCUCUCACGGAUCUAAAGUUGGCCAAUAACCAACUAAGUGGACCUUUCUUCUCGGAAAUUGGCCGUCUCAGCCAGCUGGAGUCUCUUGAUCUGCGUGGCAAUGGGAUCACAUCGCUGCCUGAUGGGUUAAAAGAAUUGACAAGUCUCAAAACGUUGGACGUAGGUGGGAAUCAGCUGACAGCUUUGCCUUUUGAAGCAUUGAGCAAACUCCCGCUGCGAACCCUUAAUGCUCCCAAAAAUUCGCUCCAGGGGACACUGAUACCGGAGUCUGUGGAUCGCCUGGAGACUCUGCAGUCUCUCAAUAUUGCUGGUAACUCUGUGGAAUUAUUAGCAGCCAACGGGGCGCUUGUCAUGCCCAGCCUCCAGAACCUUUACAUGGGCGUGAAUCGCAUGAAACAUCUACCCUGCGUCUCUUCAUGGCAAUCACUUUUGAUCUUGUCAGCAGAAGACAAUCGUAUUACUCAGCUCCCGGAAGGACUCGUGAAACUCCAGAGCCUCAAGAGCGUUGACUUUACCGCAAACAAUCUGGUUCAAUUAGAUGAGAAGAUCGGGCUCAUGGCAAGCCUUUCAUCGUUCAAGGUCGGUAACAAUCCACUUCGUGACCGCAAGCUCUUGAGCAUGGGACCGGAAGAAAUCAUACAGCAUCUCCGAAACAAAUGCGAACCUGAACUGCAGGACACCGAUGACGAGGGCUCGGUUGCGACCCAGUUUACCCUCGCACCGGAAACCCCAGAAUGGGAAAAUGCCUGGAAGGUCAAGCCUGGAGGUAUCAUCGAUAGAUCAUAUUCGGAACUUACAGAAUUGGAUACCGAGAAUUUGGAACUGAUCAGCACAGACGAUGUCCGCUGCCUUUAUCUGCAGCAUAACGCAUUGUCAUGCUUCCCCAUCUCGGCACUGGGGCUGCUCGCCCAGGGCUUGAUUGAUCUUGAUCUUUCUUAUAAUCCAUUGGACAGCUCUAAGCUCCUGUCUUCAUCGCUUGAGCUUCCAAGAUUACAAACUCUCAACUUGAGUGCCGCUGGUCUAACCACGCUGGACUCUCUUUUGACCAAUCUCCAAGCGCCGUUGCUCAACUUCCUCGACGUGGCCAACAACCGCCUGAAGGGAGCCUUGCCGCAUGUCCGUGAAACUUUCCCAGGUCUCAAGACAUUACUAGCCUCCGACAACAAACUUGAAAGCCUGGACUUCGAGGCAGUGCAGGGUCUUCAGGUUCUAGAUGUCAGCAACAACGAUAUUGACUAUUUACCACCUAAGAUUGGGCUUCUUGGUUCUGAGCACAACCCUAAAAAUUGGGGCAACGGAACGGCUUUGAGACGCUUUGAGGUUGCAGGCAACCGUUUCCGGGUUCCUAGAUGGCAGACUGUCGCCAAAGGGACCGAUGAAGUUCUUGACUUCUUGAUGAAGCAUAUUCGCGAGAAUGACCUGCCCGAGUGGGAGCGUGAAAAAGCUCAGGCUGAGGAAUACUAG